AUUCAAGUCAUUUUGAUUUAAUUAUGGUUCCCUUGUUGUUUUAGUUAUUAUAAAGUUGGUCUAAUUGUGUUUCACUUGUUAAAUUGAAGAAAUCAUGGACAACAAAGUUGUUGGAUUUAUUGGUGCUGGAAAUAUGGCUUUCGCUAUUGCUAAGGGUAUUCUUUCAAGUGGGUUCUUAUCCCCAAAAAAUAUUAUUGCAAGCGCUCGAACUAGAGUAAGGUUAGACACUGUUUGGAAGGAGUUAGGUGUUGCAACCACAACUGACAACAUUGAAGUAGUAAAUCAAGCUGACAUAAUUAUUCUUGCAGUUAAACCUUUUGUAUUAUCUUCUAUUUUGGAUCAGAUAAAAGAUGUUGGUGGUCUUACUAGCAAACUGUUUAUAUCAAUUGCAACCGGUGUUACUCUUGAAACUAUUCAAACAAGACUCUCUGGAUGUAAAGUGAUUCGAACAAUGCCAAACACUCCUUGUCUUGUUCAAUGUGGUGUUGUUCUUUAUGUAUGUGGAUCUCUUUGUUCCAAAGAAGACAGUGAUUUUGUGAAAUUGUUUUUUAAAUGCACAGGUAUAGUUGAAGAGGUUGAUGAAAAUCAUAUUGAUGCUAUGACUUCCAUAAUGGGUUGCAGCAUUGCUUGGUACUACAUGGUUGUUGAAGCAAUGUCAGAUGGAGGUGUAAUGAAUGGUGUACCUAGAGCUGCUGCUUAUAAGUUGGCUGCAAAGUCUAUGGAGGGUGCAGCUAGAAUGUUGCUGGAGACUGGAAAGCAUCCUGGAGAAUUAAAGGAUGCUGUAACUUCUGCAGGAGGGUCAACUAUCCGUGGUGUUAAUGAGCUUGAAGCUUCAGGAAUACGAGGUGCAUUUAUGAGAGCUGUAACAAGCGCAACUCAGAGAAACAUUGAAUUAAGUAGGCUGAAAUAAGAAUUUAACAAAAAGUUUUCACAGUUCAAUAUCAUGUAAGAACUGUAUCAAAGUAUUGCAUGAGCUUAUUUUACAAAAAUGUUUAAAAAUUUAAUUUUUUUUUGCGAACUGAUUUUAUAUAUAUUAGA
Messenger RNA from Hydra vulgaris (swiftwater hydra), 1038 nucleotides. RefSeq lists its product as uncharacterized. Gene Ontology annotation, molecular function: pyrroline-5-carboxylate reductase activity. Gene Ontology annotation, biological process: L-proline biosynthetic process. Lineage: Eukaryota; Metazoa; Cnidaria; Hydrozoa; Anthoathecata; Hydridae. The record is from RefSeq and is a predicted model, not a curated record.